AUGUUUGCCUGCGCAGACUGCCCCCGCCGCAACAGCAAGGCAGCCAUGGAUGAGGGUUUGAACACACAGCCUAUGGCUGUGGCAGCCUUUGUUGGUGAGGAAGUUGCCACCAAUGCAUGUGGCAGGAAGACGCAGUGCUUGCACCCAGACAAGCCGGCAAUGUUUGCCUGCGCGGACUGCCCCCGCCGCAACAGCAAGGCAGCCAUGGAUGAGGGUUUGAACACACAGCCUAUGGCUGUGGCAAGCCUUUGUUGGAAGACGCAGUGCUUGCACCCAGACAAGCCGGCAAUGUUUGCCUGCGCAGACUGCCCCCGCCGCAACAGCAAGGCAGCCAUGGAUGAGGGUUUGGACACACAGACUAUGGCUGUGGCAGCCUUUGUUGGUGAGGAAGUUGCCACCAAUGCAUGUGGCAGGAAGACGCAGUGCUUGCACCCAGACAAGCCGGCAAUGUUUGCCUGCGCGGACUGCCCCCGCCGCAACAGCAAGGCAGCCAUGGAUGAGGGUUUGGACAACACAGACUAUGGCUCCGCACAGCAAGGCAGCGAUGGAUGGUUUGGCACCACCUUGGCUGUGGCAGCCUUUGUUGGUGAGGAAGUUGCCACCAAUGCAUGUGGCAGGAAGACGCAGUGCUUGCACCCAGACAAGCCGGCAAUGUUUGCCUGUGCGGACUGCCCCCGCCGCAACAGCAAGGCAGCCAUGGAUGAGGGUUUGGACACACAGCCUAUUGCUGUGGCAGCCUUUGUUGGUGAGGAAGUUGCCACCAAUGCAUGUGGCAGGAAGACGCAGUGCUUGCACCCAGACAAGCCGGCAAUGUUUGCCUGCGCGGACUGCCCCCGCCGCAACAGCAAGGCAGCUAUGGAUGAGGGUUUGGACACACAGCCUAUGGCUGUGGCAGCCUUUGUUGGUGAGGAAGUUGCCGCCAAUGCAUGUGGCAGGAAGACGCAGUGCUUGCACCCAGACAAGCCGGCAAUGUUUACCUGCGCGGACUGCCCCCGCCGCAACAGCAAGGCAACCAUGGAUGAGGGUUUGGACACACAGCCUAUGGCUGUGGCAGCCUUUGUUGGUGAGGAAGUUGCCACCAAUGCAUGUGGCAGGAAGACGCAGUGCUUGCACCCAGACAAACCGGCAAUGUUUGCCUGCGCAGACUGCCCCCGCCGCAACAGCAAGGCAGCCAUGGAUGGUGGUUUCGUACAGCCCAUGGCAAACCCUUAA
This is a messenger RNA of Cladocopium goreaui, 1212 nucleotides long. NCBI's taxonomy places the organism in Eukaryota, Dinophyceae, Suessiales, Symbiodiniaceae. The record is from the annotation of a GenBank genome assembly.